AUGCCAUAAAACAAUAUAGAAGAAGAAGAGGCAGAACGUGAACGGCUAGUGCUUUGGUUUGUUUACGUCGUGAAUAUAAAAUGUCACGAUUACAGUUCUUGAAUGUGUUUCUUACCGAACGAUUAACAGCGGUAGCUAUGGAGAUAUCCGUUGUACUUGAACAACAUUUAGGCGAGUACCAGGAAGAAAUCUCCCGUUCAAAUGAGGAGAACAAACGUCUACAGAGCCUGUUGGAUUUGGUUUUCAGCUCCGAAAUCAAGUUACAGCGCGAAGACUCCCAGCAGCUCUCUCUUCUGGUCUCCGAAGAGGCCGUUCCCCCUGAGCAGCAGCACUGUGAGGAGGAGAGUAGCCCCAGUCUGGGGCAGGAGGACCCAGAGCCCACACAGAUUAAAGGGGAACAGGAGGACCUCAGGACCAGUCAAGAGGAAGAGCAGCCUCAAGGGCUGGAACCUGAUACCAAAGACCUCUUGAUCCCUGCCUGUGUGAAAAGUGACUAUGAACAGGACCCAUCUCUGCCCUCACAUCUUGACCAAACCUUGGAGAACAGAGAGAGAGACUCUCAACCCACCAACACAACUGAACAGAUCAAAACAGAACCUGAUGGAGAGGACUACAGAGUAUCAGAACCAACCAGGGACUCUCAGCUCCUCUCUGAAGCCCAGGUAGAAAACAUAGAAGAACAUGUUGAUGGGAUGGAGAGACCCAUUCCCCCUCCCUUCUCUCCAGACUCCCAGCAGCCCUCUCUCCCUGUCUCUAAAGAGGAGGUUCCCCCAGAGCAGCAGGAGAGAAGCCCCAGGCUGGGUCUGGAGGACCCAGAGCCCACAAAACAAGAGGAACUCUGGACGAAUCAGGAGGAACAGCAGCUGGAAUCUGACAGCAGAGUAUCAGAACCAACCAGGGACUCUCAGCUCAUCUCUGCAGUAAAUCCAGAAUGUUCUGCAGCUCAGAGUGAAAAUGGUAAAGUUCAUCAGAGUCCCAGCACUUCUUCAGAACAAGUAAGAUUAUAUUUAAUUUAUUAUUAAACAUGUUCAAAGGCACUCAGCACAAAAAAAAGCAGCAUUUAAUUCCAGAGACUACAUGAGAUUUUGAAAGCAAUAGCAGAAAAUGCCUCACUUAUAUUGAAUUAGAUAUUACUUAAAUACUGCAAGUCAAAUUAUACUCCAACAUUAAGAGAAUGGAAGAAUCAAACAUUUUAUUAUUUAAAUAUUGAAUACAAUCUUUCUACAGACAGAAACAACAUAAAAUGGCCCCUUUUUUAAACUUGUUUUUCAACCCCUGAGAAACAGACAGUUACUGAAGCGUCCCUGGAGCAGUUUAGUGGUUCUGUGUCUUGCUCAAGGACACAACAGCAGGAGGAUACCCAAAAGCCUACCAGAAUUGUUCCAUUCAGACUUGGGAUUGAAAACAGUGACUUUCCAGUUGCAGGUCUGCUUCUAAGGACAUGAUCAAUGAAAUGUUACCUGGCUAAAACCAUUUACUACAACUACUACAUUAAACUGUUUUCCUUAGCUCGCUGACCAACCUAGUGUUGGGCUAAGGUUAGCAAAAUUCACAGGUUUUUCAGAAAUCCUGGUUGAAAUAUUCACAGAAUCAGAAGGGAUUAAGCAUGAAAUCCAGAAUCCUUUAUCCAGGAUUUCCAGAAUAGCUGUGAGUUUUGGGAAAGCUAUCAGAAUUUUGCAACCCCAGUUGGGCUUUAUUAAAGUUACUAUUAAUGAUCA
This is a messenger RNA of Salmo salar (Atlantic salmon), 1718 nucleotides long. Lineage: Eukaryota; Metazoa; Chordata; Actinopteri; Salmoniformes; Salmonidae. The record is from RefSeq and is a predicted model, not a curated record.